UGCAGCAUAUUGACUUAAUUGGCUGACACAUGGUUUGACCGUUAAUAUGGACGGUCAACACUUCAUGUCAUUGCCUUGUCUUGUCAGUUUAAAAAUCUAAAAAAAAAAAAAUCAAAUUAUUUUUCUAAUUUCUCUUAUUUAUCAUUUUCAAAUUUUUUAAAAAAUUGAUAAUUUUUGGUUAAUUUAUAAAAUUUAUCAUUUUCAAAUCAUCGAAAAAAAAUAUUUUUUUAUAUUUAUUAUUUUUUAAUAAUUUGAUAAUGAUAAAUAAUAGAAAUUAGCAAAAUAAUUUGAAUUUGAAAUUUUUAAUAAUUUUUAGGCUGACGAGGCAAUGACAUGGCGUGUUGACUAAUGAUCAACAGUAUUUACCGUCCAAAUUGACGGUCAAACUAUGUGUCGGGCCAAUUGAGUUUAUAUGUUGUAUAGUUGAGGCCAGGAUGUUAAUUUCUGAAACUACGGACCAAAAUUAAUCAUAUGAUCAUAGUUCGGGGCAAAAUAAGGUAUUAACCUAAAUAAUGAGAUGUGCUAUUUGCCAUUCUAAAAAUUUGAAAUUUACAUUUGACCAUCGUCUCCUCCAUCUAUCUCUUACUCAUAGGAUAGCAAAGAAGAUCCAAAAUUUGGUUAUUUCUCAACCUCAAUUUAUUAUUGGUUAAAUCAAAUUUGAGUUUUAUUAUUUUGGAUAUAACCAUACCAAACCAUAUCCAAACUUUUAGUUUGUGUCUAAAUUAAAUGUAUUGAUACACGCUUAAUCAUACAUCCAAACCGUGAGUUUCAGGCAUGAUGGCAGAAGCACUUAUGAAAGUCACUUCACGGUUGUGACUUUGUCUCUAUUGCGGUAUAAAUCGGUUUUUUACGAAUUCUGAAGGGGAGUUGAAUUUUAGGAUCCAAACACCCAAGAGACAAAUCCUAAAUAGAGAGACCGAUACAUUGAUGAUCUUGGAGCGAAAUUGGAGGAUAUAUUCACCAUCAUAGCUCAAUAAUCAAGGUUGGAAGUGAAGGUUGAGGAUUAAGAGCAGAUUUAUGUAUUUUUUUCCUCGCUAUAGAGUAAACUUCAUUUCACUUGGGUUUGAGGAACUCUUGUUAAGUUUGUUUGAUUUAACGAUUGUAUUGUCACUCUUACUUGUUAAACUUGCGUUCAUAUUCAAUGUAACACCUUAGUCAAAUCCCACAACGUCAAAUCAUGAGAGAUAUCCAUGUUUUAUAAAUAAAAAAUUGGCCUUAAUUGACAAUAUGCCUUUUGGGGUGAAAUAGAGUUCUUGUGAAAACUCCAAAGUUAAACUUGCUCAGUGUGGAGUACAACAAGGAUGUGUGAGCUUAUGGGAAGUCACCUUGAAUUGCACCCGAAGCAAAAACCAUGAGGGUCGAGACCCAAAGUUGACAAUAUCUUCGUCAGGAAAAGGUUCGGGAUGUUACGUCCAAUCUAUGCAUGUUUUAUGAAUCAAUUUUGCUUUAAUCAAGAUAAUUGAUUUAUGAUUUGACCUGGCUUCUUCUAUGCUCUACUAGAGUCGUCGAUCCGUAGAUGAUUGUCACCCGCGUUUGCUGAACAUCGAUCUCAGCUUCGUCGCGCUUCCUUCCUCCUCCUCGCCUCUGUUUUUGUCAUUUCUACCGUCAUCAUAUUUUGGGUCCUCGAUUUGGACGAUAUGCAGAGUCCCGACGAAGGAGGCCACCACCUAGAUCUUUAAGUCCCAACGAAGGAGACUUGGGUUCUGACCUUUUGGCCAGAGAUUGACAUUAGAGGGAGGCGACUUAGAUUUUCUCCAGGAGAUAGAAAGUUGUCGGGAGAAAGUAAUGGUGGUCGAAGGUGGGAUAUACUGCUGGGGAAGAGAUGGUUAGAGAUGAAGACGAGUUUAGGGAAGAAGUAAAGACAAGUUUGGAAGAAGAUAGAAAAAAAAGUGUGGGAUUUCAAAUGAGCUAUCCACGGUUACCCGUUAUCCAUCCCAUAUAGGUAACGGGUACCCACUAACCAUGAACCCAUACAAAUUUGGGAUGAGGGGUGUAAUUUUCUGUUGAAACGGUAUUGGGUACCCAUUUGAAACGAGACGGUUACCCAAUUUCGUCCCGUUGCCACCCCAAACCGGUACAAAGCUAGCAACAACAAUAUUUGUUUCCUAAACUGCCCUUGUUAAAUCUCAGUUGGCACUCUUAACUUGUUGCAGCCUGAUCCAUGAUAUUCCCUUGCUGUUCUUGUGAGGCCUAAAUCCAUCAAUCAAGUCCUGGGUCAUACCCAAACCGAGCCGGGCCGAGCCAGUCCGGUUGCCAAAAGUGAAAAGACCAAAUCUCUGGCUCCGCCUCUAACCGAAGAACACUGAACUUGUGAUAGCAAUCAGAACAGAAGAACACACCUCUUUACUCUCUCCCUCUCCCUCCCAUCUUUCCAACUCCGUCCGCCUCCUCGCUGUCUCGUCCUUUUGCUCACUCUCUCAGUCUCCGAAGGAUUUCUUCUUCUUCUUCUUCUUCUUCUUCUUCUGUAAAGCUUCGACGCCAAGUCCACGGAAUUAAGCUUCCAGUAUUGCCCCCCUCUUGCCUGUCCUCGCUAGGGUUUUCUCUGUGCAGGAAACCCUAAAAUAGAAAAGGCAGAAGAAAAAAAACCCCCUGAAAAUUACAUAACCACUCCACUCCCUCCUUGAACAGAAACCGUGCUCGAAUCCGCUCUGCGUGGCAUGGAAAAUGAGGUGCUAGAAUUCGAUAUAGGUUUAGGAAGUGUGAAUGGCAGAAGCGACGGAGACGAUGAUGAUCCCAUUGACAUCGACAACCCUCUCGACGACGACGACGAUGACAUGGGCGCCGAUAGCUCCGCCGCUGCCGCGGCCUCCGGUUUCGAGAUUUAUCUCCCUGACGGGGACCUUCUCGACCUCGAGCCUUACGAGGGCAUGGAAUUCGAGUCCGAGGAAGCCUCGAAGGCCUUCUACAACUCGUACGCCAGGCGGGUCGGGUUCAGUACCCGGGUCAGCUCUUCCCGUCGUUCCAGGCGCGAUGGAGCCAUUAUACAGAGGCAGUUUGUUUGCGCCAAAGAGGGUUUCAGGAAUCACAACGAGAAGCGGACCAAAGACAGAGAAAUCAAGCGCCCACGCAUGAUCACCAGGGUUGGCUGCAAAGCCUCACUCUCCGUCAAAAUGCAGGAUUCAGGGCAGUGGGUUGUCUCCGGUUUCGUGAGAGAGCACAACCAUGAGCUUGUCCCUCCCGAUCAGGUCCACUGCCUCCGCUCGCAUCGCCAAAUCUCUGGCUCUGCCAAGACUCUCAUUGAUACCUUGCAGGCAGCAGGAAUGGGGCCUCGCAGGAUUAUGUCGGCGUUGAUUAAAGAGUAUGGUGGGAUCAGCAAAGUUGGCUUCACUGAAGUGGAUUGCAGGAAUUACAUGCGCAACAAUCGACAGAGGAGCAUGGAAGGUGACAUACAGCUCCUGAUAGAUUAUUUAAGGCAGAAAAAUUCAGAGAAUCCCAAUUUCUUUUACGCUGUUCAGUGCGAGGAUGAUCAGUUUACCGGAAAUGUGCUGUGGGCUGAUCCAAAAGCCAGGUCGGACUUCGCCUAUUUUGGGGACACUGUCACCUUUGACACAACUUAUAGGUCCAACAGGUAUCGCCUACCUUUUGCGCCAUUCACAGGUGUAAACCAUCACGGGCAACCCGUGUUAUUUGGCUGUGCUUUCAUAAUGAGUGAAACUGAAGCAUCGUUUGUUUGGUUGUUCAACACUUGGCUCGCGGCAGUGUCUGGCCACCACCCGGUGUCCAUUACCACUGAUCAUGAUGUGGUGUUAAGGUCAGCUGUGAUGCAGGUCUUCCCAGAGACCCGGCAUAGGUUUUGCAAAUGGCAUAUUUUUAAAAAGUGUCAGGAAAAGCUCUCUCAUGUGUUCUUGAAGCAUCCGACUUUUGAGGUAGACUUCCAUAAAUGUGUUAACUUGACUGAGUCGGUUGAGGAAUUCGAAUCUUGCUGGUUUUCCCUUGUUGAUAGAUAUGAGCUCAGGGAUCAUGACUGGCUGCAAGCUAUUUACUCUGAUCGCAAGCAGUGGGUGCCCGUUUAUUUAAGGGACACAUUCUUUGCCGAGAUGUCGAUAACCCAGCGAAGUGAUAGUAUGAAUUCUUACUUUGAUGGUUAUAUUAAUGCUUCAACCAAUCUGCAACAUUUCUUUAAGCUCUACGAGAAAGCUCUGGAGAGUAGGAACGAGAAAGAAGUAAGAGCUGAUUAUGAUACAAUGAACACUUUGCCAGCAUUGAAGACUCCAUCUCCUAUGGAGAAACAGGCAUCCGAGCUUUACACCAGGAAACUGUUUUCAAGAUUUCAGGAAGAGCUGUUUGAGACACUAACUUUUAUGGCAUCCAAAGUAGAUGAUGGUGACGAGGACAGCAUUACUUAUCAAGUUUCCAAGUUUGGGGAGGAUAACAAACCUUACUAUGUGAAAUUCAAUGUCUUGAAGAUGAGAGCAGCUUGUAGUUGCCAGAUGUUUGAGUUUUCUGGUCUCCUUUGCAGACAUAUCUUGGCAGUAUUUAGAGUCACCAAUGUGCUUACCCUGCCUUCUCAUUACAUUUUGCGCCGAUGGACAAGAAAUGCCAGGAGCAGUGUUGUGAUCGAAGAGUCUUCUGCAGAUGUAUAUACCAACUACUUGGAGUCUCAAACUGUUCGAUAUAAUACCCUUCGCCAUGAAGCAUUCAGAUUUGUUGAUGAAGUAAUGAAGUCUUCUGCAGACUCUUAUGAUGUAGCGUUGACUGCUUUGAAAGAAGCUGCGAAAGAAGUUCUAAAUGCUGUCAAGAAUGAUGGGAGGUCAUCAGCCUUUUCAAAUGGUCGGAAUAAGGUGGCAUCCACUGGUGACAAGGGCACAGAAAAGAUUAGCAGUGGUACCCGAGUGCGGAUAUCAGGCCAAACUUUGUCAGAGGAUGACAUGGACAAGAAGAUCCAACAACUGAGGAACGAAGUGGAGCGAGCCAGUCGAAAGUGUGAAGUAUAUAGGGCUAACUUGCUGUCGGUUUUGAAGGACAUAGAGGAUCAUAAACUUCAACUGUCAAUUAACGUACAGAACAUUAAAAUCAGUAUGAAAGACAACUUAUAAAUUGUAGCUGCUUGGCUGCGAAUUCUAUAUUGCAGAUGCUGUACAGUUCUUGCAUCUUUUUGGUAUCCUUUCCCCUUCCCGUGUUGAUUUUAGUCUCCGGUUUGAAUCGCUUGCCUGUGUCUGUGUGAUGUUAGUAUGAUUUCUCGUAGUUUUUUUAUUAUUGCAAUGGGUGGGUUCCUAUAUAGGAAAUUGGAUCUCCUCCACAUUUGGCCGUGUAUGGAAACCCAUAGUCUGUGCUCUCGGAUCCUCCUUAUGGGCUAAGAUCAGGUGACUAAAGGGGUCCCUUAGUCAUGUGUCGACUAAGUGAAUCUCAGCUAGGGAUGAUUGUUCAGUUAUCCGUUAACCAGCCGGUUAAACUGAUAAUCGGCCGGUUAUUCACUAACUGGUAACCGAACUAACCGAACUUUGGUCGGUUAUCGGAGGCUGGACGAAAUGGUUUUUUGUCUUAAAAGUGGUUCGGUUAAUUGAUAAUCGAGACAUCAAAGUCUAUUUCGGGCGAUUUUCGGUAGGGAGAGUGAUUAUUUCGGUUAACCGAUAACCGACCAAUUGGUUACCGGUUAUAACCGAACUGCCACCCCUAAUCUCAGCCAUUUCACCUCAUUAAAAUCCAAUAGUCCUGAUUAAUCCUAUUUAAUGAAGGGUAAUGUAGUAAUUUAAUUUUUUAUUUACCAUUUACCAAUUAAAAUAAAUAAAAAUACAGCCCGCGCCUGCCGAUCCGUUUCCUUCUCCGGCGGCCUGGGUAUUUUUUCCAGAAAGUUUCGACCCAUUCCCGCCGGCCAAUCCUUCUCUCCGGUUGCGUGGAAAUAAUUCGCCGGACCACUUUUCCCAAGGGGGGAGAGAGAGAGAGAGAGAGAGAGAGAGAGAGAGAGAGAGAGAGAGAGAGAGAGAGAGAGAGAGAGAGAGAGAGAUUUAUGAUGUUUGCUGACCUAUUUUGUAAUGUUUGUAUAGAUUCGGUUUGUAUUGUUUGUCAUUUUUAGUGACAUUUUGUACGAUUAGUAUGCUUUGUACUGUUUGUCGGUUUAUUUUGUAAUGUUUGUACGCUUUGUUAUUUUGUAAUGUUUGUCGUUUUUUUGUAAUGUUUGUAAACUUCGUUAUUUUUGUGCACCAUGUUUAUCAUUUUUGUCAACUAUGUUUGUAAUGUUUUUUAUGUCUAAAAAACAACCUAGUUGACUUUUGGAUGAAACUCAUCUAUAUAGGGAUGGAGCCUCCAAAGUCAACCCGAGUGUUUUUUCGAGUUCGUAUGGAUUGUCGGUCUAGUUUGUCAUUUUUGUUCACCAUGUUCGUAAUGUUUGUAUGUCUAAAAAACAACCGGGUUGACUUUGAGACGGAGCCCUCUAUAUAGGGAUGAAGCCUCCAAAGUCAACCCGGGUGUUUUCCAGUUUGUAUGAAUUUUUGGUCUAGUUUGACAUUUUUGUCCACCAUGUUUGUAUGUCUAAAAAACACCCGGGUUGACUUUGGGAAGGAGCCCCUCUAUAUAGGGAUAAAGCAUCCAAAGUCAACCUGGUUGUUUUUUCUUUUUGUAUGGGUUGUAUUGUUUGUCGGUCUAGUUUGUAUUUUUUGUACAGUUCAUAUGUUUGUAAUGUUUGUAAAUCUGUUUGUAUGUUUUGUCGCUCUAGUUUGUACUGUUCGUAUGUUUGUAUGGUUUAUACUGAUUGUAAGUCCGGUUUGUAUAUUUCGUAAUUUUCCAUAAUACCCAAACUACCUCUGUCAUUAAUUAAAUAGCACUUCCCACUUUUUAACCAUCAGAUUGCUAUAUCUAAAUCUAAAGAUUGGGAGGGGUUAGUCAAGUGACUAAGCACCCCCUUAGUCACUGGAUCCUCUCUCUCCUCCUUAUAGUUAACCGGUUGUUGUUGGUGGUCUGCAAUUAUAUGAUCUUCUACCUUGGUUUCUUGUUUUAUUCUAGUCCUCCUUAAGCCUUGUAAGGUUCUCUCAAUAUCAGUAUCCAAAGGGAAUGAGAUGAUCAAUUCCCCUAGGGUGCAUGCACAAGAACUACACACAAUUAAACUUGGUAACGAGUGGAGACUUUGAUUGGUACCAUUUAUAUUCAACACUAUCUAGGACAAGUAGAACCUAAAUUUUUUAAAAAUCACAAGUUGGCAAGUUAAUAUAAAAAUGUCACGUCAGCGUAUUUCAUUAGAUUUGUCACAAAAACAAAGGUCCAUGUUUUAGUUACAUAUCUAUAUUGUCUAAGCUAAAUCACACAUACAAUUUGAUAUUUAAUGUUUGAAUAAAUGUUACUUAAGUUCUGAUUUCGAAAUUAAUCUCUUUCUAUAAGAUAUAAAUAACUUCACGUAAAAUAUAUAAAUAUGAAAGCCUCAACACCAAACAUGUUUCUAGAGUUUAAUCAAAGAAAUAGCAAUAAAUACAAUGUGACAUU
Messenger RNA from Linum trigynum, 7413 nucleotides. The record is from the annotation of a GenBank genome assembly. NCBI's taxonomy places the organism in Eukaryota, Viridiplantae, Streptophyta, Magnoliopsida, Malpighiales, Linaceae.